AGCUGUUGCUACUAGUUAGCUUGUCAGGUUGAACACUUUACUCUAAAAGUGGAACAUUUUACCUUUAGCUUUAGGUUAAAUAACUAUUGAAAAUGAGUGUCUCCAUCACACAGACGUUUCAAGUGAACAAUGUGGGCCAUAAAGGAUUCAGAGAACAGAGGGCUUAUGAUCAUCUGUACGACCCCACGUUUACAGUGUCGGCUGAGGUGGACCACGCCCGGGUAAACUACAGAGCUCAGGGAUCUGUGGAGCGUCUGAUGAAGGUUCCUCAGUAUGAUUCCAUGUUCAGUAAUCUUCCUCACCAUCCGCGCUUCACCCUGCGACUGCGCGCCGACGAUCCCGUCCCUGCCUUCAUCGACCGCCGCUGGAGAGGACACACAGACCAGAGGAGAGAAGCUCUAAACACGCUGACAGGGGUGCUGCCGGGUGUUGGGUUGCACAAACCAAAAUCUGAGGAUGUGGCCGGAGUCGAUCGCUGGAAGUACUUCAAACGCCCUCUCAUCCCGUUUUCCCAGCGGAUUCCAGCCCAUGUCGUUUUUGCACUGCCCAGAGAUGACCCUCUGGAUGUCCAGCAAGACAACACCGAAUGGACAGGGCAGUCUUUUCAGCGUACAGUGGGGGUGCAGACGGAUUACCGGGACAGCGAGGCUCAGACCGAUCCCUACAGCCCCGAAUACACACUGCGCCCGGGCACAGCGCCUCCAGAACUCCUCACCCUGGCUACAUUUACAUGGGGUCGAGGACUCCCCGCUGGCCUGGAGGAGGUGGAGAUGAUCGAAAGAGCGCGGAAGAAGAGGGCGUGGGAGGCCACGCUGCCACCUCCGAACGAUCUCGCUCAGCUGGACCGGAGGAGGAGGAUGAUGGAUGAGAUGGAGAGAAAUGAGUGGGCUUUUAGGGAGCAGGAGAUCGAGAAGCUGCAAGAGGCCCGACUGACUCUACUCACUCAGCUGCUCCAACAGAGAGACGCUCAGCAGGACGAGGCCACGGUGAACCGCCUGGACGAGCGAUUCUCUCAACUCCAGAAACAGAAGGAAGAGCGUCUUCAGAAAAUCCGCAACAACUACGUUCUCUGUCUACGGAAGCUAUCGGCGAAGAGGAGGGCGGUGGAGGGGAGGUUGGAGAGACGAGAUAUUAUUAACGAUCACCUGAAUUACAGCUCUGAGACGUACGCUCCUCUCUCCCGCCAUGGAAUCUUCCCUGAGCGUCACCCCAAAAGCAACACUGUCAAGAGCCACUUCCUCAACACUUAUGAAGGUCUGUUGGAGCUUGAAGCGAGUCUCCCUGCGUCUGUCCUGGAACCAAAAAUCAAGCUCCCAAAGCCCAGAGAGAGUAAGGGAUUCAUCAAGCGCUCAGAGCGUCAGGAGAUCAUGCUGAUGAAAACGCAUCAGGCACUAAAGGAGAAAAACGCACACGUGCAGGAGGGGAAGGCUCUGCGCUUCCUAUAUAAAGUGGAGAAACCGGUCCCUCGCCCCCCGACGCCCGUGGUGGACGUGCCUCACGAGGAAGACGAGGAGAAGGAGCUCGCCGUCCUUGUUUUGCAGAAGCUUCUGAGAGGCAGAUCCAUUCAGAAUCAGAUGCUGGAGGGACGGGAAAAGCGACUGGAAUUGAUCCAGGAGCUGCGCACCACCCACACUCUGCAGCGUGAAGAGCAGGAGCUGCUGAGAGCGGACAAACAGGUCACACUGGCCCUGCAGAGACAACGAGAGAACCACGAGCACAAAACGUCUCAGGUGCAGGGCCACGUAGCUGGUCUGUCAGGAGCGGCGAUCGUCGAUACGCUGGACUUCCUCGCCAAGGAGCUGAUUCGUCUGCAGGAUGAAAGGCGAAUCCACGCUUUUACGCUGUUGGCUGAAAGAGACCGGCGGCUCCGCGAGGCGGAGGAGAGUGGACGGCGGCAGCUCGAGGAGCGCAGGCGGAGAGAGGAGGACGAAAUUUUUAAACAGGUGAUGAAGGUGCACCAGGCCACAGUGGAUCUGUACCUGGAAGACGUGAUUCUGAACACCGUGGAUCAGACGGCCGACGCUCAGGCCAGAGAAGAGGUCCAUCAGAUGGCCGAGGAACUCAACGACAUCGCCUAUCGCUAUGCAACGGAGGAGAGGAAGAACAGUGUGCAGUCUGAAGAGAUUGUGGCUGACCUUGUCUACAGCUUUCUCAUUCCUGAGGUGCACAAGAUCACUGUCAGAGAAAAAGUGAGGCAGAGUCAGAGGAAGCAUUUAAGUGCAGCACGUACCCUGAUCCACGGCAUCGACGGCUCCUCCAGAGGCUCUCGGCCCAUCUCACCAUCAUCUAGAGCCUCUACGUCAGCGCUCGCUCAAGUCCUCGAGCUGGUGGAGGAAGCUGUGGGUUCUGUUCCAGUCCAGACCGACCAUGAGCCUCCACACGCCGAUUAGGAAUGCUAGUAACUUGAGGAGAGAUGUGGUGUCUAGACGUCCAGCAGAUAAAUAAAUAAAUAAAGUAAAUAUAUAAGAGAUGCAAACUGUUGGUCAACCAAUAAAGACACUUGUUACAAA
This is a messenger RNA of Trichomycterus rosablanca, 2510 nucleotides long. RefSeq names its product cilia and flagella associated protein 91 (gene cfap91). The transcript is spliced from 18 exons. The record is from RefSeq and is a predicted model, not a curated record. Bases 93 to 2390 code for a protein of 765 amino acids. NCBI's taxonomy places the organism in Eukaryota, Metazoa, Chordata, Actinopteri, Siluriformes, Trichomycteridae.